AUGUCGGCGGAAGUAGAGCGGCUCAAAGACGAGGGCACGAGACUACAAGUCAUCAUAUCCGGAGCGGUCGCAGGCCUCGUUUCCAGAUUCUGCAUUGCGCCACUCGACGUGGUCAAGAUCAGACUACAACUUCAGCCGCAUUCAUUAUCCGAUCCUUUGUCGCUUGAUGGUAUCAAAGGUCCCGUUUACAAGGGAGCAUUCUCCACCCUCCGGUCGAUCGUUAGGGAGGAGGGCGUUCGUGCGCUAUGGAAGGGCAACGUGCCCGCUGAGUUGAUGUAUGUCUGUUAUGGUGGGAUUCAGUUCACCACCUAUCGCUCUGUCACCCAAGCUCAGAGUCUGCUACCAACACGGCCGCCACCGUCAGUCGAGUCUUUCAUUAGUGGUGCCGCUGCCGGAGCAGCUGCCACUACAGCAACAUAUCCCUUGGACCUUCUGCGGACGAGAUUCGCCGCCCAAGGAUCACAUCGCAUCUACCAAGGUCUACUCGGCGCUGUACGGGACAUUAGCCGGCAUGAAGGACCUCGUGGGUUCUUUCGAGGCCUGAGCGCUGCUAUUGGUCAGAUUGUGCCGUACAUGGGUUUGUUCUUCACGGGCUAUGAGUUCCUGCACCAGUAUAUUGGCGGCAAAACACUGCCGUUCGGGUCUGGCGAUGCAACGGCCGGGGUGUUCGCAAGCAUUUUCGCAAAGACUGCGGUCUUUCCACUCGACCUUGUGAGGAAGAGGCUUCAAGUUCAAGGACCCACCAGAACAAGGUACAUUCACACGAAUAUUCCCGAAUACAACGGUGUCAUACGAGGCCUUGCAACUAUCUGGCAACGAGAAGGAUAUCGAGGCUGGUACCGUGGACUCACGGUCAGUCUGAUAAAGGCGGCCCCAGCCUCUGCUGUAACGAUGUGGACCUAUGAACGUGUUCUUCAUGCUCUUAUCGACACAGACCGGAAUGACGAGAUGUGGGAGAUAUACACUCCCUAUGACGAUGAUGAUGAUGAUGACUGA
Molecule: messenger RNA, 996 nt
Organism: Exophiala viscosa
Lineage: Eukaryota; Fungi; Ascomycota; Eurotiomycetes; Chaetothyriales; Herpotrichiellaceae
Product: mitochondrial thiamine pyrophosphate carrier 1
Exons: 3
Coding region: 1-996 (331 amino acids)
Biological process (GO): transmembrane transport
Molecular function (GO): transmembrane transporter activity
Source: RefSeq, a predicted model, not a curated record